UCUUUCCUUUCCUUUGUUAAAGGAAGUCUUUGUUCCCUCUUUCUGACCACAUCUUCCGGUCUUUCGCAGUCACUAGCGCUAUCCUCUUUUAAACCAACCUAAACCAACCUCUUUGGGAUGGCACUGGGCAACGCCUCGCUGGGUCCUUCCGUUCCGUAUUCGUUCCCUGCUGCAUCGUUGUGCACCCAAUGCUUUUUACAGUCCCCUCGCCUUUCCCUUCGUGCUUCAGCAGCUCUCACCGAGAAAGCCCGGUUCGUUGCUCGGCGUAAGGAGUCCAUUUCCGUUAGGCAACUCGAACGUCCACUAAUUGAGUACAUGCGGUUGCCGGCUAGUCAGUAUUCUGUGUUAGACGCGGAGAGGAUUGAACGCGUGAAUGAUAACACCUUCAGGUGUUACGUUUACGGGUUUAAGUUCUUCAACUUUGAGGUUAUUCCGGUUUUGCUUGUUAAGGUGGAAGAACAACCUGAUGGUUGUUGCAUCAAGCUCUUGUCCUGCAAGCUGGAGGGCUCGCCCAUGGUGGCUUCUCAGAAUGACAAAUUUGAUGGUAAGCAUUGAAAUUCCUUUCGCCUUCCGAGUAAUACCAAAGCAAGCGAUUGAAUCUGCUGGAACUCAGGUCCUUGAACAAAUACUUAGGAUUAUGCUUCCCCGGUUUAUGUCACAGUUAGUGAAGGAUUAUCAUGCGUGGGCUUCUGGCGAUACCUCAAGGGAGCCACUUGGUACUGGUGAAAUAUGAAAUCUCGUUAUUAGCGAUUGCAGCUGGUGCUGGAAGUAAAUUCUAGUGGUUAACUGGUUAUAGUUUAAACAAAAUCCGAUUGUGGCAUAUGCAUGCAAGUUGGCUUGUUAUUUCACUAUAUUUUUAUGAUACAUUUUCGACCUAAUAGUAGGAGUGUGGAAAUCAGCAAAAUUAGAGCUACUCAGUCAGUCACUACAACAUAGUGGUAAUUGCAAGCGUUAUGGCAAUGUAACUUUUGUGCAUGCGUUAUACUAUAGUAAGUAGCAGGUUAGGGGAAGAAAAUGCUGCGAGCUUGUUUAAGGGUUGGGGAAUGUGUUCUAUCAUAAGGCUCUCACAAAAUGCUGCUAUUUUCUUCUUUUAUGACUUGCAGACAUUUUUUUGGGUAAUAAAAAAUGAUUCUUUUGUUUCUUUUUA
This is a messenger RNA of Arachis duranensis, 1147 nucleotides long. RefSeq lists its product as uncharacterized. The record is from RefSeq and is a predicted model, not a curated record. NCBI's taxonomy places the organism in Eukaryota, Viridiplantae, Streptophyta, Magnoliopsida, Fabales, Fabaceae.